AUGGCCGCGCACGACACGCUGGAGGACAUCCAGGCAAAAGGAUUGUGCGACAUCCGAGGUGAAGGCGCCGAGGGUACAUGGAUGGUACCGCCAGGCAAGCCGCCGGGCACAGGGCAGCACAGCGGCCACCCAACGGCUGGACGGCGAGCAGAUGACACGCAUGAGCAGCAGGAGGUGAGGCUCGCCACGCGGGCACUCGUGUACUUGUCGACGAUCAAGGACGCUGGGCCGCGGCGACAGGCGGCGUGGGAGACGGCGACGGGUGCACGACGAGCGCGCGGGCGGACUGAGCAGGACGUGGACGAACGAGAGAUCGCAGGCCGGCGACGGCUGAGGCGUGGAGGAAAUGUGGGGAGCGACCGGCUGGCCGCGUGCAGAGGGGCCGCGCUCCGGCGUGCGGCGCCGUGGGCCACAGCCAGAGAGAGCGGCGCUGGCACAUGCGCGCUGCUGCGGCGUGAUCGUCGCUCCGGGCGACGCCCAGCCAUCUUGGGACUCUCCAGCGCGUCUGCCAGUCCAUCGCCCUCGCCCCGUCCUCGACAGCCCGUCCUGCCUUUCGCCCUCCUCCGGCCCACGCACGGCUGA
Messenger RNA from Verruconis gallopava, 582 nucleotides. RefSeq lists its product as uncharacterized. Lineage: Eukaryota; Fungi; Ascomycota; Dothideomycetes; Venturiales; Sympoventuriaceae. Bases 1 to 582 code for a protein of 193 amino acids. The transcript is spliced from 2 exons. The record is from RefSeq and is a predicted model, not a curated record.